CCCGUGGCAACAACACAGGAAGUGGCGCGCAACAGUUUAAAACUGCCUCAAAACACACCAAUGGAAAUCGUUCAGUAGCUAUUUGCUAAGCUAUUCUUUUCUUCUGCAUUUCCAAACAUCGCAAAAAAGAUGUCAUCUGUAAGGUCUGGGCGACAACAACAGCAGCAGCCCAAAGGAAGAAGGAUCAUACGGCCUAAAAAGACAGCACCUCCAAAGAAAGAAUGGGUGAGCACAGUAAACGACCUGACCGUCCACAAGCUGACACCUGCAGAACUAAAUCACAGGCAUGAGAUGAUGAAGUCACACAACAAGGUUUCAGCUCAGUGGGACCUCAGGGAGAAGGCUUUAAAACGUCGCCUUAGACAUGGGAGCCCAUCACCGCUGGACCAGACUAGUCUCAGCAUCAUCAGAGAGGUCCUCUCAGAUCAGAUACUGCUGCAGGAUGUCCUAGCUCGUUCUGAUAGGGCCAUGUCUGUUGUCAAGGACAUUUUUGGAGAUGCCCCCCGCAGACAGACUGGUCAUCCUAGUGUAACCAUGGCUCCAAACUGCAGCUCUGACUCAGUGCUUCCAGUGUUUCAACAACCAGAUCCUCCCACUGAACUCUCACUGCUUAGUCAGUCUCUGAUGGACCCACAGGCUCUUAAUGAGAUUGGAUAUUCUGAUGAGGAUGUUUGUGAUCAAAACUACGAUGUCAUACGAAGAACUAAUAUCCACAAAAUAAAGUCAAGAACCACAAGAAAAGUGGUCAGGAAGCAGACUGCCAACAGUAAUUCAGUAACCCCCAAAACAGUCAGCAGGAGCCCAAGCCAACAAGCUCUUAAUGCCACUGUGGCUGUCCAGCGGAUCAGACACUCAUGUAGCCAGGGAAUGGAGAGCAAUGAUGGAGAAUUUAUUUCUCAAGUACUCAAUCCUGAGCAUCCUACAGACCAGUCAGGCAGCAAAAGUUCAGUGAGAAAAAUUAAGAAAUGUGCUGAUCGGAGCUCCGAGCUGGAUGGGUCUUCCUUCACUUCUCUCAGUGGAGACCAGCCGAGUCUGGGUCUGUUGCAGUGCAUGCUGGGACAAGUGGAGGCAGACUUGGAUGGUUUUAGUCCUGAUACAAUCCCUACAUCAGAUCAGUGCCUUCCCCCAAACAGGACUAAAGGGCUCACUGGGUUUUCUGUGGCUUUAGUUUCAACUUUAGGGCGAGUGGUGCACCUCUUUAAGCAGAACCAAGAGAAGUGUCAUAAUGCUGCAUUGGAAAGAAGACUGUUUGAGGAAGAAUUGAAGAAGCAACGAGGAUUGAUCGAUUCACUUACUGUAGAAAAUACUGCUUUGAGAGAGGAUAUUCUCGCUUUAAAGUCUCAUUUUCAGCAGAAGAUUUCCGAGAUAGAAGAGAAAGUAGACACUGUGGUGUUGGUGAUAGGUAGCACUGAGAUGCCUUGUGUGCCAACACAAGAACCUGUCAUACCAGCUGCAGAAUUGUCUAGAGCUCUAGUUGCUGAGCGAGAUGAUGUCCCACAAUCGACACCCGUGGUACUGCUCUCACCCCCUCGACAAACAGACCACUGGUCACAUGUAGCAGUGGACUCUCAUCCUAUUCACCCUCAGCUGUCGUGUUCUUCUGAAAGUAUCAAAACUCUUGGUUCAGACUUCACCAGCUUGCCCUCCAUAUCAGUCUCACUUUUGUCUCUGAGCUCCAAUCUGUCCGCAGAGGUCAUGAUGGAAAAGAUCGCUCAGCUCAGUCAACAGAACGAGCUGAUCAAAGCAGAGCUGAGUCAGACCCAAAAUCAGAGAGCAUCUCCGAGCAACAGUUACCUGGAGGAGAGACGCUUGAGCUGUGGAAGCAAAGGCUCACCUCACAGUGCAGCAGGCCGAAAGGGGCCUGAGUCCAGUACUGCAAAGUUCACACAGUCAAUUGAAAGUGAACAACAGGCAGAGACUAGUGUCCUCAAUAUGAGUAGUGUGGAACAGCGCCUCCUGGAGUUGAACAGACAAAGUGCGGCAGCCAGGACUCGAUUACUUGAGAUUAUUGACCAACAAAAACACAUAACAUCAGCCAAACUGUCCCCUUCUGUGUCCCCUCUCCUACACUCAGAUGUUGGUCCUGUUUCAGAUCAUAGAGCAAGUUCAGAAAUCUCUCUGCUGCAGGAGCCCAUACUGCAGAAAAAACAGGCUGCUUCUAAUGAACCAUCACCUUCUCAAAGUCUCAGAAGCAAAGUCAGUGACAAAGGAACAAAGUAUGAGAAGCAGAGCUCACCGGAGGGCUGGUUUUCCCUGUCAACACACCUCAGAUGACAAGAGGCAAAGUUUGAAUGUACAAACUGACACUGGGAUUUGUUUUAUCUGGAUAUAUCUUUUUACUCUGAAAUAAAUAUU
Boleophthalmus pectinirostris (great blue-spotted mudskipper) is the source of this 2355-nucleotide messenger RNA. It is a transcript of the gene spice1, whose product is annotated as spindle and centriole associated protein 1. The coding region runs from base 130 to 2274 and encodes 714 amino acids. The record is from RefSeq and is a predicted model, not a curated record. Gene Ontology annotation, biological process: metaphase chromosome alignment; mitotic spindle assembly; regulation of centriole replication. Gene Ontology annotation, cellular component: spindle; centrosome; centriole. The transcript has 18 exons. Lineage: Eukaryota; Metazoa; Chordata; Actinopteri; Gobiiformes; Gobiidae.